Molecule: messenger RNA, 4887 nt
Organism: Lemur catta (Ring-tailed lemur)
Lineage: Eukaryota; Metazoa; Chordata; Mammalia; Primates; Lemuridae
Gene: TMEM64
Product: transmembrane protein 64
Exons: 3
Coding region: 1-1146 (381 amino acids)
Source: RefSeq, a predicted model, not a curated record
AUGCGGAGCCCGGGCGGGAUCCUGCUCCAGGCGCUCCCCCGGCUCCUGCAGCACGCCGCCCUCCCGGACCGCGCCGAGCCGCCGAGCCGCCGGGCCCUGCCGCGGGCGGCGGGCGGGGACGAGCCGGCGGACCGCCUACCCCGCGGGGGCGGGGCGAGCGCGGCGGCGGCGGCGGCGGCCGCGGCCUCGGGCGCCCUGCUCGGCGCCUGUCUGGAGCGCCACGGUCCGCCCGCGGCCUCGGAGCUGCCGGAGCCGGGCGGGUCCUUGGCGGGCGGCCCCGGGAGCGGCGGCGGCGGCGCGGUGGGCGGCGUGGCCGAGGUGAGAAACUGGCGCUGCUGCUGCCUCGGCAGCACCUGUUGGUGCCGGAGCCUCGUGCUGGUGUGCGUGCUGGCCGCCCUGUGCUUCGCUUCCCUGGCCCUGGUCCGCCGCUACCUUCAGCACCUCCUGCUCUGGGUGGAGAGCCUUGACUCGCUGCUGGGGGUUCUGCUCUUCGUCGUGGGCUUCAUCGUGGUCUCUUUCCCCUGCGGCUGGGGCUACAUCGUGCUCAACGUGGCCGCCGGCUACCUGUACGGCUUCGUGCUGGGCAUGGGUCUGAUGGUGGUGGGCGUCCUCAUCGGCACCUUCAUCGCCCAUGUGGUCUGCAAGCGGCUGCUCACCGCCUGGGUGGCCGCCAGGAUCCAGAACAGCGAGAAGCUGAGCGCCGUUAUUCGCGUCGUGGAGGGAGGAAGCGGCCUGAAAGUGGUGGCGUUGGCCAGACUGACCCCCAUACCUUUUGGGCUUCAGAAUGCGGUGUUUUCGAUUACUGAUCUCUCAUUACCCAACUAUCUGAUGGCAUCUUCGGUUGGACUGCUUCCUACCCAGCUUCUGAAUUCUUACUUGGGUACCACCCUGCGGACAAUGGAAGAUGUCAUUGCAGAACAGAGUGUUAGUGGAUAUUUUGUUUUUUGUUUACAGAUUGUUAUAAGUAUAGGCCUCAUGUUUUAUGUAGUUCAUCGAGCUCAAGUGGAAUUGAAUGCAGCUAUUGUAGCUUGCGAAAUGGAACUGAAAACCUCUCUGGUUAAAGGCAAUCAACCAAAUACCAGUGGCUCUUCAUUCUACAACAAGAGGACCCUAACAUUUUCUGGAGGUGGAAUCAAUAUUGUAUGAUUCUAACAAAAUGUAUGAUUGUCAAGAGCCUAGUGUGCUGUCCAAGGUCUAGCAGUCACUUCACUAAUGAGCAGAGACAAGUUCUAACUGUAUUACGGCACAAACAAAACUGACUAGUUUUUAAAUUGCACAAAUUUUUUUUAAAGCAAGAAUCAUUUUCUGGAAAUGUAAGUGUAAAUGUAGAUGCAAUUUUGGCUGCACCUCUUUAUCAUGCCUGUAUUGGCCUGUAGGUCUGCACUUUAGUGUUUUUUAAUUGUUUUAUUUCUGAGUACUUAUGAACAGAGAAAUAACCCAAAUAUUUUUUCUGCUUAGUGUCUUUAUUUAUAAAGUCCAAGAAUAGUCUUAUGCAUCUUUCCUACUUAUAAAGAUGAGUAAAAGUAUGCAGUUUUUAAAUGCAUAAUAUUAUUGGGUGUUCUUUGCUUUGGUAGUCUUCCCAGAAAGGAUGAACAGUGUUUGUUUUGUUUUGUUUUGUUGUUUUAGGCGGGACCACUUGGCUUCCCAUUUCCUUACUAGUUAGAAAAGAGACAUAAACUUUUCAGUUGAAUGUAUUUUUGCAAGCAUCCCAUUGUUGCAGAGCCAUUUACACCUAUUCACACAAGCUUAAAUCCUACAUUGUGGGACUGAAGUGCUCUUAAGAUAUCUUUAUUUUCACUGUGUAAUAUGCAAAGCAAAAAGGAAAUUAUUUAAUGGGUGGUGGCUCAAAAUUAGAACUCAUGUUCUAAUUCAAUUACAUUGGCUUUAUCCUCCUUAGAUCUUUCAUCAAAGGGCUGUCCCAUUGCAAUCUUAUUAAAACAUUUUAUUAAAAUAAACUUUUUUCCUUUUUAUAUUGAUAAUUAGGCUUUGAAAUAAAGAUCCUUUUCCUUUAAAAUGGUGGACUUACCAUCAUUAAAGAUGUCACUCAGGUGGCCUUGUUUGAUCAAAACGCCUUUUUAACAAACCAAGCUUUAAGAUCAUAUUUAUAAUUACAUUGAAGUACAUAUAUAUUUUUCCCCAUAGUCUUCAGCUUUAAAAUUACUAAUAUAAUAUUAACUUAAUGCCCAAUAUUAUUUGCCCUACUAUAGGUAGGCUUACUUUGUUUGUUUUUUUGGUACUUGUUUUUCUCUGAUAAGACUCAGGAAUUCUGAAAUGUGAAAUUAAGUGUCUGAAUUCUUUCUCUUGUAGCAUGAAGCAAGUGUAUUUAUUAAUAGCACUUACAACUAUAGAGUACAAUAAUUCGGCAUAUGAUACAUAUGAAAUAUGUGUUAUUCAUUUAUCACCUUUAUUUUUAAAGUAACUUAAUGAGAGCUUUUUUACAAAUGAGAUUAUAGAUAGUAAUACAAAUUUUCUGGUAGGUAUUUCUUUUUAUUAUGAAGAUUCCAACUUAUCAGAGACCUCUCAUUUGCCUUUUCAUUAGGGUAAAACCUUUGCGCUGAUUUACUAAAAUACAAAGGAAUUCUCUGGAAGCAGAUUAUUCUAGUCUUAUGCUAGAGCUGAAUUUGAUUAAUGCAUAAAUUUUUUGCCCUAUUCAGGUGUCAUUGUUUUUCUUUUUUUUAUAAUGUGUAAGUUUUCUCACCUUUGAGUAACAGUAAAGUUCAUUUAUAUGCCAUACCUAGAACACUUCAGUGCAAAUACUCUAAGAGGUACCUGGGUCUACAGGACAUAGUUGGCCUCCAAAAUCUUCCAUUAUUGGUAGAAAAAAAUAUAUACACUAUUGGAAUAUUCUUAUUCUUUUUUGAAUCCUAAUUCCUUUUUUAGUUUUCUUUUUUGAAUCCUAAUUGCCUAUUUAGAUUUUUUAAUGAUUUUAGUUUAACAAUCCAACCAACAAUACAUUUGAUUGAUUCUUUCUAACUUGACAGCCUUUUUCUUGUGCUUCUUGUUUAUUGGUUAGCUUUUCAUUAAAGAAAUGAUUAUUUAAGAUCACUGUUUUUGUACUUGUUUUACACUUCAUGUAUUUUGAAGUGCAUUUAUUUACUUAGCAUUUGUGACUUGAAUAAUUUCACCAAAUGAAUACUUUUUGGUAGUUCGUAAUGAGUUCUUCCAGUUGUUACACUUUGCUUGUUACUUGUAAUAAAUAUGUAAAGGUAAAAGAGAAAUAAUUUUUCUGUAUUCUGUAUUCAAUCAUAAUUUUAUAUAAUAAAUCAUCCAUUUUUUUUCUUAAAAUAAUAUGGAUUGACUAUUUCUAAACUACUAAUCUAUAGCUGCAGUUUUUCUUUUCUUCAGCAGUUCCAGCCUCCAAGUAAACAGUAGUCCCUUACAGUCAUGCUACUCUAUAGGUGGAUCUGGUUGCUGGGUUUUUAGGUUGUGCUCACUAUAAAUUGUGCAAAGCAUUGCCCUGCCUUACUCAUUCCAUCUCUAAUCCUGCAUCCCAGAUUUAUGGCAGCAACACAUGUCUACAGGAUACUUUUAUGUUGCCCAAAUAUUGCCUUCAGUCAUAUAUACUUAUAAAAUGUCUCUAGUCAUGUAUAUUUAUAGAAAUAAAAUGUUUUAGAUUUCUCAAACUGUUUAAGUAUGGUAUAAAGUUGCUCAGUACACAUUUUAAAAAGCUUAUAAUACACUUAAUUUCCAAAUCAAUCUGAUGAAAAUGUGUUCUAUUUUUAAUUCUUUGGGCCUUUCCCUAAGUUUUACAUAUUUUUUUGUUUAUUAUUAAUGAUUUUAUUUGCUCUUUGCCAAAUUUUGUCAUGUAAAUUAUUUUAAAAUAACACCUUUUAAAAAUGUGUAUAAAUUUACUAACUGCUUUCAUGUCCAUUUUCAUUUGAUCAGCUGAUUUGUACAAUAACUUGAAAUCUGUACUCUUUGGUUUGUGAAAAUAAUAUAACCUAAUCUCUGUCUUCAGAAUGUGUAUUUUAUAUCCAGUAGUCACGGUAGGUUUAUUCAGAGCCAGCUGUGCUUUUCCCUUUAUGCACUUUGAAACCAGCUACAAAUGUUUUUAAGAUGACGUUCCGCUAAUAGGGUCAAGUAUAUGACUAUAAAACAUUUUCCUCCUUGGGAACUAUUAAGUUCAGUAGUUAUUCUUAUUUGCUCUUGCUGUAGCUGAACUAAGUGGUGUAGGUACAAGCGUAUCCCAAGCAUUCCUGUGUUUGAUAAUGUGCAUUGCUGAUUUGGGUAAAAACUUUUAUAUAUCAGUAUUUCUUAGCUCUGGGGCUAUCUUUAGAAUGCUUGAGAGAGUCACCAGGUGUGUGCCAGGUUGGUGCAGGUAAAUCCUUAGAUGCAAGGUAAAUCUAUGCUGUUCACAGCCAAGAAGCAUUUGCAGAGACAAAAAGAGGUUUAUGUGGACUUCAGGAACAACAGUACUAACCUAGGUUGAUAACCUUGGUGAUGGAAUUUUGUUUCAGCUAGAGGCUACUCACUGUAUCAGAAUGAUGGUUAAUAUAACACUCUCUGGGUUUAGAGGAGACAUUGCUGACUUCUGCAAUAAAGUAUUUUAAUAAAAUACUAGUUGUAAUAAAGUAUUUAGGAUAUAAUUUUUUUAUAGAUCAUUGCUUUAAGCUGAAAAGCCAUUAAAGAAGGGAGAGAAAUCACUGUUCCACAGGAUAUUCAAAACUCAGGAGUUUAAAUAACCUCACAUACUGAACAUAAACUGUUAACUUUUUCCACAACUAAAUUAUAACCUGAUACUUCAGAAUUGUAAAGUGAUUGCUGCAAACUUUUUUCUAAGGUGGCUGAAGAUUUAAAAUAGAUCAUUCUAAAAGUGAACAGUAAGAUGUCUUGGUAAUUGGUAUUUCAAAUCACUUGUGUGCCUAAGAAAAUAAAAGGUAAUAUUUU